Corticium candelabrum is the source of this 997-nucleotide messenger RNA. RefSeq lists its product as uncharacterized. NCBI's taxonomy places the organism in Eukaryota, Metazoa, Porifera, Homoscleromorpha, Homosclerophorida, Plakinidae. The coding region runs from base 91 to 804 and encodes 237 amino acids. The transcript is spliced from 6 exons. The record is from RefSeq and is a predicted model, not a curated record.
AAUGUGGAGGGCCCAGACUAUAGACCUUCAUCAAAUAUUUGGAAUCUCACUAUCCACUGCCAUGAUAGUUGUUACGAGGCUAUUGAGAAAAUGAAAUGCUAUGAGAGUAGUCUAUCUCCAAGACUUUCUUUCUUGUGUCGAAAUAAAGAAAUGAAAUUGAAGUUUGAAGACGAUAUUGAAUUUAAUAUUACACGUGGUGAUUGGAAAGCUACUUCACAGCUACCGGUAGUAGCUGCUUCUCGAUUUUGGCACAAAUGGAUAUGCUUGGACAAUAAAUUUGACAUAACUGUGGAGUUUGGGCAUGGUGAUGAGCAUCGUACAAACGAGUGUAUUGUAGAUAUUAGCCAGGGUGAUCAAACGGUUGCACUGGUAAUGUUUCCUUGUCUUGUUUCGGACAGUCCAGAAAACAGAGUAUCAGAGACGGAUGAUUCAGCGGCACGUCCAUCUGUGCUCACAGCUGCUAGUGCUGAUGAGAAUGUGACAAGGACUGAGUUACAUAAUCUUGCCAAGGCCAUACAAAGCUGUUGGGACGAGUUUGCUUUGGAUUUAGAUCCAGAACACUUUACAGUUUUAGGUGAGAUUGCCACCAUAAAACGUCAGCAGACUUCUUCUCUUCUUCAAGCUCAUGCCAUUUUGGAGAGUUGGCAUAGUAACCUUGAUAAUAAUGCAUGCCGUCGAUUGUUGAUCGAAGCAUUGAUUACGAGAGGACAAAGAAAACAGACGAAUGAAGUGUUUGUAGCAGAUGUAGUGCACAGGUGUAGCUCUGACAGUGAAAGUAAAAAAGCAAGUGACAGAAGGGACUGAUGAAUGUAGAGUUUACAUGCUCAUUUAGUAGGCAUGUAGUUGUAUUAGAAUGAAAUUUGUUCAUAUUUCGGUUUGGUAAGAUUUUGUGCUUACUGUAUGAAGAACGUUUUGUGUAGUAGUUGUAGAGGUUUUAGACAAGCAUUUAUGAAAUAUUUUUUAUAUUUUUAUUUGGUAUAUAUAAUCUACAUUGUCA